GUGAAUAUUUUAGCUUUGGGAUUAGCAAAUCUGAUUGGAGGACUUUUUGUCAUGGGUCACAAUGAGGAGCUGUAAAUGCUGUUGAUAAAUUGGACGCAUCAAGCAUUUCGGAUGAAGUGCUACUCAAUCAUGGAAGUGGUCAACCGUUGACAACGCUUGCUGGUAGAACCCCAGUUAAUAAUGGAGAAUCUACAGAAAAUGCUAUGUUGAUACCUCAACAGGAUGGACUAAAGCUACUGAUUCCUUCAGUUGUGGAUUCUUCAGUUUGUGAGAAAUUGCCGAUAGAACAAAAAAACGAGGUGUCUACAGAAAAGAAAAGUGCAGACAAGGAGACUAUUUUCGCAUUGCAAACACCGGUUGCUGUACUUGAAGGAUCAGAUAUGAAUGUGAAAGUGAGCAUUUCAGCAGAUAUUCCACUUAAAAAUGAUAAAAAUGUUGGGGUCACACUUCUUACUGAACCUGCAAAACAAGGUGAAGAUGCAAAAUUCAAAAGUACUCAUAAAGGCAAGGAAACAGUAAUAAUUGUAGAAGAAGGCCCAAUUGAAUCAACAGCUACUCAAAGAGCAGAAAAUAUUGGCAAUUCACCAAAAACAGGGCAUACACCACAUACUACAACUCAACUUCAUGUGGGGAGAGUAAGCUCCACAGCUAGAGAAGUUCAUGGAGUGGAAAUAAUUAAAAGCAUUGUAUACGGGGGAUUAAUCGAAUCAAUUACAAGCCUUGGAGUCGUGUCAUCUGCUGCUGCUGGUGAUGCGGCCACAUGUAAGUGUGUUCUUUGGGAACUGAAAAAAUAUCAAUCUGGAGGGGCCUCCAAUCAAGAAACAGAGCGAGUUGAUUGGUACCAGGAACUACUGGGACGAAGACAAAAUUUCUUAUUUUAUGCAGCUGCUGCCGUGUUAUCAUUCCUUGUUGUUGGCCUACUGCCUCCAGUCAUCUAUGGCUUCUCAUUUCAGAGGAGUGAUGAUAGAGAUCUCAAGCUCGUGGCAGUAGCAGCGACUUCACUUCUAUGCAUCAUCCUACUUAGCAUUGGAAAGGCUUAUGUUCAGAGGCCUCCCAAGUCUUAUAUAACAACAGCAGUAUACUAUGUUAUGAUAGAGUUUGGAGUCUCGGCUGUUUCCUUUGCAGUAGGCAACCUAAUCAUGAAACUCCUGGAGAAGCUUCGUUUAUGUCAGUCCAAUUCCCUUGUAACCCUGCCACUUCUCAAGACAGAACCAGUGAAACCAUUAUGGGCAUCCUAUUAG
Molecule: messenger RNA, 1241 nt
Organism: Ilex paraguariensis (yerba mate)
Lineage: Eukaryota; Viridiplantae; Streptophyta; Magnoliopsida; Aquifoliales; Aquifoliaceae
Source: the annotation of a GenBank genome assembly